AUGGCUGAGGCAGUCGUUGAAAUUCAAGAUAAACCAUCCUUGUCCAUCACGAGAUUCGUAUGUAUUAGUGAUAACCAUGAUAACUAUGAUUUUGUUCUCCCACCGGGUGAUAUUCUACUUCAUUCGGGUGACUUCACUCACAAUGGAACCGAAAAAGAAGUUUUAACAUUUUUAAACUGGUUGAAAACUCUUACACAAUACCGUUUGAAGAUCGUUAUUGUUGGCAAUCAUGAAUGGAAACGAUUCUAUACAAAGAAACGAUACAAAAAACUGCCACCAGCCAUCGAACAGCUAAAAACAGACAAAUCCUUGAUAUCCGAUUACGGCAUUGUCUAUCUUCAAGAAAGUUUCUUUCAAGAUCCAGUCACCGGAUGGAAAUUCUACGGAAGUGGUUGGUUAUCUGAACAUUGUAAAGAUUUGAAAGAAAUUCAUCAACAUUGGUUUAGUAUGCCAACUGAUACGGAUAUUCUUCUUACUCAUGGUCCACCUAAUGGAAUUCUAGAUAAAUCCAUGCGUGGAACCAGUAUAGGGUGCAAAGAAUUAUUUCAAUCGGUCACUACCUCAGUUAAACCUAAACUUCACGUGUUUGGUCAUGUGCAUGCGUCAUAUGGACAGAUGGAAAAUGAAGAUGAAUUCGGCAGAACUGUAUUUAUUAAUGCUUCUAUAUGUGAUAGUUAUUUUCGCACAGCUCAUCCACCGAUUGUGAUUGAUUUGAGCAAAGACGAUUAA
Adineta ricciae is the source of this 729-nucleotide messenger RNA. The record is from the annotation of a GenBank genome assembly. NCBI's taxonomy places the organism in Eukaryota, Metazoa, Rotifera, Eurotatoria, Adinetida, Adinetidae.